Messenger RNA from Pedinophyceae sp. YPF-701, 3684 nucleotides. The record is from the annotation of a GenBank genome assembly. Lineage: Eukaryota; Viridiplantae; Chlorophyta; Pedinophyceae.
AUGGCGCUCCACGUGGUGCGGGAGGACAUCGCGCAGGCGCUGAACGAGGCGAAAUGCGCGCCCACGGCGCAGAAGAAGAUCGCCUCGCUGAAGCAGCUGCGCGAGAACCUCUUCUCAAGAGGCCGGUCGGUCAUCCCGGAGUUCGUCGAGGACGUGGCGACGUUCGUGGCGGACCCCGCGGUUUCGGUGAGGAGGGAGAUCGCGGAGCUCGUGUUGUCGCUCAGCAACGCGUGUCCGGAGGCGCUCGUGCUGCGGGAGGCCAUCUCGGUGCUGGCGACGCUCUCCAACCCGGACAGAAGCCAGCCCGGCGCGGCCUUCGUGGCCAAGCUCGCGCUCUCGAACAUCAUCAGGGUCUUCCAGACAGCGCUGGCGCUCGUCGCGGUCGAGGGCGCGGCCACGGACGACCCCUCCGCCGACCUGAAGGAGCUCUGGACCCUCUGCACCUCGCUGAUCGAGCGGCUGAGUCAGGCGGCCCUCGCGCCGCCCGCCAGCACGACCACGGGCGAACGCAUCCUCUGCGUGAAGUUCCUCGAGCGCCUGAUCGUCAUGUUCGCCGCGGAGCUCCCCCCCCCGCUCGUCGGCCGCGGCGCCCGGCCCCAACCGAUCGCACCGUCGCACCCGCUCCUCAAAAAGGACAAGAUGCUGCGCGAGGCGGACGAGCACCUCCAGGCCCUCGUCAACACCUUCAAGGCGGACGCCGAGCCCGCGCUCCCGGCCCCCGUCGCGCUCGCCGUGUGCAACUCCAUCACGGCCGUGGCCCGCAGCUACCCGCGGACGUACGGCAAGGUCGUCCCGGAGCUCGCCAAGCGCGCCGCCGACCAGGAUCUCCUCGCCCCGACCGCCCCCGUCGGACGCGCCAGCCUCGCGCGCUCCCUCCGGGCCAACCUCCUGGAGCUGCUGCGCGCCACGGACCCCUCCGCGCUGCCGUGGCGGACCAGGAUCCAGCGCGGACUCACAGCGCUCGGCUCCAAGGCCGAGGCGGAGUCCGCGAUCCGCCAGGCGGACCGCCAGAUCAACAACCAAGCAGCGGAGGCCAAACGGCGACAGGAGAAGGCGCGCUCGACGCGGCCGCAGGGCAUGGCUGCGGGGCGCCCGGCGCCGGCGGCGGCCGCGGCGACCAAGGCGGGCGACGGCGCGGUCCCCGCGGGCGCCGCGCCGCGGUGGGCCCAGACGGCCGGCGCGCCGCCCCGCGCAGCACAAGCGAUCGCGCCCUGGCAGCGGCGCGGCGGGCUGCUCGCCGCGGAGCCCGUGCCCGGGGAGUUCCAGGGGCAGUCCCUGAGGACGGCUCCUGAGGAAGUUGAGCGGCUGCGGAGGUUUCUUUGGCAGCUGUUCUCCGACGGACUGCACGCGCGCAUGGUGGCGGUGCUGGACGACGCGCCGAAGGAGGUCGUGGCGGACCUGGUGAUGACGGUGCUGGAGAAGGCCGAGGGGCUGCCGUCGGAGGAGAAGGCGCUCGCUCCGGACGUGCCUGGCAUCGCGGGUUUGCUGCAUGCAAUUACAGGGAAUCAGAUCGGGGCGGAUGCGGUGCGGCAGGAGCUGGACGAGGCCGUGCGGGACAGCGAGGCGAUGCGGCAGAAGGAGGCCGCGGCGGGCGGGGCGCCGGCGGCGCCGGCGGCGGCUGCGGCGGCGACGGCGGCGGCAGAGAGGAAGGUGCGGCAGCCUGCGUCGGUGCCGGUGCCGAAGCUGCAGGCGAAGCGGCUGCCGGAGGACGACGUGGCGGAGCUGAUGGAGGACGCGGUGAUGCGGGUGCUGCAGUGCGAGGCGGGCGUCGGCGGAGCGUUCCGCGUCGGCGCCCUCGCGCGGCUGUGCGCCGCAGCGGCCCCGGGCAGCCUCAUCCACCAGGAGACGCUCGAGUACAUCGCGGCGACGGCGCGCUCCGAAGAGGGCCAGGAGCUCGCCGUGCAGUGGCUGACCGCGCUGGCGGCCCGGCAAACCGACGGCGACCCGGCGUCGCUCAACGGCGGGCCGUACGCGGACGUGCUGUCGAAGCUCAUCGCGGGCUUGCGCGAGGCGGGCCUGGAGACGACGCUCGGCAAGAUUUUGUUGCAAGUGCCAUACAUCCCGCCGGAGGUCGGGAGCGCGCUGAUCCGCGACCUGUGCAACGAGGGCGACACGACGGCGACGGUCGGGCUCGCGACGGCGUGGGACUUGCUGGUGGAGAAGCCCGGGACCGUGCCGUGGUUGCUGCAGCAAGUGAUGGCGCUGGCGAUCAAGGGGACGCCGUCGACGCGCGACAAGGCGCUGAAACUCAUCGGGAACAAGCUCCACCCGAACGUGCUCCUCAAGCCGUCAAUCGAGGACUUUGCGCGCGAGAAGUUCGAGGAUGCAGCAUCUACCAGCAAACGGAUAGGAGACACCGCGGCUCAGGGCGGCGCGGCGGCGGCCAGCGGGGGCGGAGCCGGCGGCGAGGGGUCUGCGGAGGCGCAGGACGACGGCGCGCUGCGGGAGGAGGUGGCAGCGGCGGUGUCGUUGCUGUGCGCCCUGUGCGUCCGCAGCCACGGCCUGCUGAAGCCGCUGCUGGCCGGGUACGCCGCCGCGGGCCCGGCCGCGCAGCAGGCCGCGCUCCGCGUCGCGCCGAGGCUCGCGCGGACGCUGGGGCAAAAAUGCACGCCGCUGCUCAUUGCGAUCGAACAGACGCCGAGGGGCGCCGAACCGCUCGCGGCCGCGAUGAUCCAGGAGCUCACGGAGCGCGCCGCGCCGGGGGAGCUCCUCGCGCCGCUGCUGCGGCAGCUCGCACGUGCUACCGGAGAUGCGCGCUUCGAGGCUCUCGAGCUGCCCUUCCUGCCGCGGGCCGACGCGCUCAAGGGCCUCCCGCGGCUCGCGGAGAUCCCGCAGCGCGAUCAGGUCGUCGCGCUGCGGCGGCUGGUCGUGCGGAACGCAGGCCAGGCCGGACCGCCGCUGAAGGCCGAAGAGGUGCUCGUGGCGCUGCAUCGGAUGGAGGCAGCGCCGACCAAGCCGGGGCAGACGCGGCAGAGGGACCUCGUGACACUCUGCGUGACAGGGGCCGCGGUCCGCGAUGUCUUCCCCGCGCAGAGCGUCUCCCGCGCCAUCCAGCAGAUGGUCAACCUCGCCGAGCUGCCCAUGCUGUUCAUGCGUACAGUCAUCCUGGCGCUCAAAGCGCACCCGUCGCUCCUCGGCGCCCUCCUCGGCGUCAUGGACUCGCUCAUGCGCCGCAAGGUCUGGUCCGACGAGGCCCAGUGGCGCGGCUUCAUCAUCCUAGCGAAGCAGGCUGCGCCCGCGACCCUGUCGACGUUGUUCCUCCUGCCCGGGGAGCAGCUCAUGGACCUGCUCGAGCGCAAGGAGGGGCAGGAGCUGCUGCGGCCGCUGAUCAAGUACGCAAAGGAGGUGAAGCCGCCUCCGCCGCGGCGCGUGCUGGACGUGUUGGAUAGAGCAGCGAAGAAGGCACAAGCACGGGGGGCGGGGGCGGGGGCGGGCGCGGGCGCGGGGGCGAAGCGGCCGGCGGAGGCGGGGGCUUCGGGGGUGGCGGAGGAGAAGCCGGUGGUGAAGGCGGCGCGGACGGCGGAGGAGCAGGGCGGGCGGGGCGGGCGGGGGGGCCGCGGGGGGCGCGGGGCGAAUCCGGCGGCGGCGGCGGCGGCGUCGGCUGCGCGGAGGCAGGGCGGGGGGCUGGUGAUGACGUUCGAGGACGACGACGACGAUGGCGACGGCGACGGCGACGGAGAGUGA